This is a messenger RNA of Alternaria burnsii, 327 nucleotides long. RefSeq lists its product as uncharacterized. The transcript has a single exon. The record is from RefSeq and is a predicted model, not a curated record. Lineage: Eukaryota; Fungi; Ascomycota; Dothideomycetes; Pleosporales; Pleosporaceae. Bases 1 to 327 code for a protein of 108 amino acids.
AUGUCAUCUCCGUCAGAGAAAUCAUUCCAGCAACACGCAACCUCCGCCGAGAAGCAGCCAGGUCUUCAUCAACUACAAUCAAGUGGUGCAUGCACUAGCUGGACUCUCCAAGAACGAGUGGCACGCUCACCCUACCGCCCCGCAGCUCUCGUUGUGGUCGAGUUGUUCUUCAUAUCCACAUACGUAUAUAUCCUCUCAUUCGUCAUGUUGGACGAGAACGAACGAAAUAUGUACGUUGACUUCAUAAUUGCGCUCAUGUCACAGGGCGUGGAAAAAUUGUGGAAAAAAGUUCAGAAGCUGGCGGAUGAGAGUGACAUCCAGAGAUGA